ACUCAGGUAGAUUCAUGUCACUUUAUGGCAUUAAGAUGACGGCCGAAAACUACACGAAUUCACAAUAAUUCAAUACAAUGGAAUUCUAAAAACUUAAAGGCGCUGAAAUUAUUGAAAAUGACGCCGAUCAUUUCCAUUUUCAGAUCGACAGAAGUGAUGUCACGCAAAAGUGCGCAAAGCCUUAUUAAGAAGUGAUGCGUUUUGUCACGCGUUGAAUCGAAAGUCUUUGCGCAUCUGUUUGCUCUCCAUCCAUUUCCUGACCAGACAGUCUCGGGGAAGAAACUGUAAUGCAUUCAAGCGAUGCAUUCAGAACAAGCGCUUUUGUUUUGUUCUUGCUGCAGUGUGGCACACAAAGCGGCUCUACACAGAUAUAUCAACGCUGUAUUACUGAUGAAUCGACUACAAGCUGCAUGGUGAACGAGAUUGAGGUAUUAAAUGCUUACCCAGUUAAACAAGUUGUCAUUGAAGGACAGACGGUGGAAGUUUACGCUGAAUGUCAACAAAACAGCUCAGGAGAGUUGAGAUGCCACUGCCAUCAAAGGAUAAAUUCAACAAGAAGUCUGUUACAGCACAAUGUGAGAUAUGAAAAUGGAGCAUACACUGUAAUCUGUAUCAAUUACAGUGUUAGUGUAACUUGGUCACUACGAAGAAGGCCAUCAGCCCCAGUUAUCAAAGCUAUGGCAAUUCCAGAUCGUAAAAAUAUGGUUCAGUUGAAUUGUAUGUCUGAGGAGAACCCAAAACCAAACAUCAAGUGGAAUACUGGCAGUCCGACAUCGUGCAAUCAAGAUUAUAAAGGGGAGAGCACUGUAUUGAGCUGCCCGGGUACAGAUAUGAAGUGCUGUGCCAGUAAUUCUCUGGGUGAGGAAUGUUCUGCGGUUCAUGAUUAUGAUUUACACAGUGUGGACAAACAUAAGGAUCAGAUUUUCCUCAGAUCUGGUCAGUCACUGCUACUCCGAUGCAAAAUUAAAUCCAGUGACCCUGAACUGAAAUGGUUCUUCAAUAACACAGCAGUCCAAGGAUGUGUUUCAUUUCUUUGGGAAAAUUGGAUGGAACACUUAUCUAUUCAAAGGGUUAAUGUGGCACAUAGUGGAGAGUACAUUUGCAAAUCUAAUAGCAUCCAUAGUGUGAAUGUCCAUGUCAAGGUGUUUGAACAUGACCAAAUCGACAUAUUGCAGUUGAAUGAGAACAACAGCAUACCUGUACAAAAUAAGACAAGCUUCUGCUUCCAGGCUCAGGUUUUCUCCCACCCUAAAGUUCAGUGCCACUGGAUUACACCAAACCAUACUAAAAUCAAAUGUGAAGAGACAAAUUAUUCUAAUUAUACCAGUACUUUUAAGUUGUGCAAUCCUGAAUCAGGCGAGUAUCAAAUGAAACUAGACACUCAAGAAUAUAGUGUCAUAAGGAAUUUAUCUCUAUGCAUAUCAGAUAUUCCUAGAAUAAAUAUAGACAAAAAUUCAAGCAGUAUCACUUGCACGACUCAAAGCACCACACCUACAGCUCUAUCUUGGAAGAUCUGCCCAUCACCUGAUAAAUGUACUAAUCCCGAAGACUGGAAAGAGAUUCCCGUUGAUCUAUCUGAGUUCCCGGAUGCAGAUCGGUUCUGUGAGAAGAAUAUUGUAUUUGUACGACCACGUUCAAAAAAUGAGAACCAUCAUAUAAAAUGUUGCAUAACCAACCUAGCUGGAAGUCACUGCAGUAACCAAAUACUACUACAGACAUACUCCUACACUGAAUUCAUCAUCUGCUUUGCUGUCAUGUUUGUACUCCUCAUGAUCAUCAUCGCCUUAAUCAUCUUCAUCAGAGUAAAGAAGCCUGUGUACGAGUGUCAGAUCCAGAUGAUCCAGAUGGUAGGACCUAAUGAUAACGAUUACAUAUACAUCGACUUCAGAGACUUUAAGUAUGAUCUUAAAUGGGAGUUUCCAAGAGAAAAUCUGGAACUUGGGCAAACGCUGGGAUCUGGUGCUUUUGGGAUGGUCGUGCAGGCUACCGCAUAUGGGAUCAGCAAGCCCGGAGUGUCUAUUCAAGUAGCAGUAAAGAUGUUAAAGGACAAGCACCAGGCAGUGGAGAAAGAGGCUCUGAUGUCUGAACUAAAAAUGUUGACUUACAUUGGACACCAUGAAAAUAUUGUGAACUUGCUCGGGGCUUGCACAGGCACAGGCCCGAUUUACCUAAUUUUCCAAUACUGCUGUAAUGGAGAUCUCCUGAACUAUCUAAAGUGCAACAGGGAGCACUUUCACAAAUAUCUGACCGAUGCUUUCAACAGGGAUAGAUUCAGAGGCCUCUACCACAACUUCCAGCAGAAGAGAAACUCCAGUGAGUUUGUUGGGUCCAACGACAACCCAUGCAUGCACAUAAUGCCUGAAACCAAAGAUCAGGAGGAUGAGGCUCUACUUAGUCCCAGCAUCAGCUCAGUGUCUACUACUGAGGAAAUACUCAAAUGUGACAGUGAACAAGAAGAGGAACUGCAAAGUCUCACGUAUGACGACCUUCUAAGUUUCUCUUUUCAAGUUGCAAAGGGCAUGGAGUUCCUGUCGGCUAAAAACUGCAUCCACAGGGAUUUGGCAGCCAGAAACAUUUUGGUGACACAAGGUAGACAGGUGAAGAUUGGUGACUUUGGCCUUGCUCGAGACAUUGAAUGUGACUCCAACUAUGUAGUGAGAGGAAAUGUACGAUUACCGGUGAAGUGGAUGGCUCCUGAGAGUAUUUUUAAAGGGGUGUACACCAUGCAGAGUGAUGUCUGGGCCUAUGGCAUUCUGCUAUGGGAAAUCUUUUCUCUAGGUGUGACUCCAUAUCCUGGUGUACCUGUAAAUAGCUCAUUUUACAGAAUGAUUGAAAGUGGAUAUCACAUGGAGCAGCCCUAUUAUGCAUUAGAAUCCAUAUACCAGGUAAUGUGUCGCUGCUGGUCACUCGAUCCUGCAGAUCGUCCUUGUUUCUCCAAGCUUGUGGCCUUUAUGAACAAAGAGCUGGCUGAUCUGGAAGAGAGGCUUUAUUACAACUUUGAAGAAUACUGCUACAAUAACACAAUAUACCAGAAUGCACCAGUGACCCCUGAUGCUUCAUCGGAGUGCCAGUCAUCUCCGGUGAGCACAGACAAUCCGGAUGAAAGCAAAGCCGUGGAGGAUCCUGGAUCAGUAAGAACUGAACCUGAUGUGUAAAAGUUGGAGAUUAGACCUGGUGUCAAAAAAACGUUACGUUCAGGUUGUGCUUUUAUAAGUAACCAUAGAAGGGAACUACAGUCAUACUUUUAUGUACAUGUUUACUACCAAAUAGUAUUUUCUGCAUUUAGGCCUAUUAACUUAAGCUCUUCAUCAGUAUAUAUCGUUGUGUAUAACACAUCAGUGUGUAAACAUUGAAAUUAUUUACUAAUAAAGUAUGUUGCUUUAUGCAGUAAGCUGCUAUUUAAAUAAAUACCUGCUUCAGCAGAUCAAGGACAAAUGUUUUUUGUAAAGGAUGUUUCAUUAUAAAGGAUUUUUGCAGCAUUAAUUUAGUAGACAAGUAUGAAAUGUAUCUUUUUUCAUAACAAAAACUUCAAUUUUUCAUUAUAUUUAUUCACUAUUUUGUUUUAACAAUUAAUUUAAUAUAUUUAUCACGUGAUAAGGAUGUUAUUCUUAACAAGAUUGUGGGUUUUAUGUGACAAAAAUGUAAUUUCCCCGUUUGUAUAUUUUUAGAAACCAAAAAUGCAUUAACUUAGUAUACAGUUUUUUAGUAUGUGCGUAUUUUGAGCAUUAUUUUUCUUUUUGUUGCCUAUGAUGCACUGUUUCAAACUACUUUUCUUUAAUUCCUCAACUCAUGUAAUAUGCAACAAAGUAAAUAAAGCAAUACAUUUGUAUGUCAAAAA
This is a messenger RNA of Paramisgurnus dabryanus, 3838 nucleotides long. RefSeq names its product fms related receptor tyrosine kinase 3 (gene flt3). Gene Ontology annotation, molecular function: growth factor binding; transmembrane receptor protein tyrosine kinase activity; ATP binding. Gene Ontology annotation, cellular component: signaling receptor complex; plasma membrane. Gene Ontology annotation, biological process: cell surface receptor protein tyrosine kinase signaling pathway; B cell differentiation; positive regulation of kinase activity. Lineage: Eukaryota; Metazoa; Chordata; Actinopteri; Cypriniformes; Cobitidae. The record is from RefSeq and is a predicted model, not a curated record.